UUGACUUGUGAGUUUGCCGGUCAUCCCCCUCCAUUGGGUGGUCUACACUGGAGCCUUAUCAAGAAUUCUUCCAUUCAUCCGAAUGGAGAUUUUCCCAUCAACGAGGCUUCUGGCCUAAAUUCACUUGGGGUGGGUGUGAUUAAGCAAGAGGUUGCUUUGACGCCGCGUCGAAUGGCCAAUCUGGGAAUCAGAAUACGUGGUGGCCAGGACUAUUGGACCAGGGUUCUACUUGAGCGGUUCGAUGGUGAUGGCAGUCAGGAAGGAGUCUACAAGUGUAUUGCAAGGGAUCGGAAUGGUCGUUUGAUAAAAUCGGAUGAGAUCCGAGUGGAGCGUAAGUUCUUACUUCACUUACACUGCUCUGACGCAAAUACAUUUAUAUGCGUGUUAGACUUGGCUGAUGUGCUUGAGUAUGGCUUAUCUGCAUUGAUGAUUGUGUAUUAUCAACUGGUAUUCUUCCCUUUGGUAGAUAAUUACUUCAACUACUUGCUGCCAGGAGCAGCUUACACGAUACAAUUUGAGAGCUUGUCGAAUGGCCACAGUAUUAGUCCCUCGACGUUGGCGGAGAAGAAUCGAAGGACGGAGCGAGGUUUCGAGCUUGAGGGACUAUCGAUGCGUGCAGAAGAAGUGCGCGCUCGUUGUUUGGCCAAGAACGGCAGCGCUAUUUAUCACUCGCCUGACUUCGGCUUCCUACUCCAUCCUGUUGCUGGGGCACUGGUCAAACGGCCAGACAUUGAGCCGGGUGGAAAGGAGCGAAUUUCUGGAGGUGAGUCCCCUCUUAAGUACUCACAAUUUUCAAACUGA
Messenger RNA from Protopolystoma xenopodis, 801 nucleotides. Lineage: Eukaryota; Metazoa; Platyhelminthes; Monogenea; Polystomatidea; Polystomatidae. The record is from the annotation of a GenBank genome assembly.